CCCGCCCCACCCAAGCGCAUUUAGAGGAGGGCUUCAAACUCCAACUCGGAUUUGAACUCUGGUCCCUCUCUUCGGUAACCACUCUUCACCCGUCAGACGACACUCGGCUGUGAGAUGGUCGCUCCGCGGGGGACCAGGAGGACUCUCCCGCUGCUCUGCCUCCUCGUGGUCUGCCUGGACCGGACUCUGGCCUGGGACCUAGUCCUGCUGCACACCAACGACGUCCACGCCCGGAUGGAGCCGACGAGCCGCGAAUCGGGGAAGUGCGUCCCCGCCAAGGCUCAAUGCUUCGCCGGGGUAGCGCGGAGGUACUGGCAGGUGAACGAAAUCCGGAACCGCGAGAAGAACGUUCUCCUGCUGGACGCCGGGGACCAGUUCCAGGGGAGCGUCUGGUUCAACUUCUACAAGGGCGCUGAGGCGGCUUUCUUCAUGAACCGUCUGCGGUACGACGCGAUGGCGCUGGGGAACCACGAGUUUGACAACGGCGUGGACGGUCUGGUGAAGCCCUUUCUGGAGGACGUGCGGUUCCCCGUGCUCAGCGCCAACCUAAACGCCACCUUGGCGCCGAAGAUAGACGGCCGCUUCGAGCCCUACAAGAUCCUGACGGUGGACGGGCAGAAGGUGGGCAUCGUGGGCUACACCUCCCAGGAGACCCCCUCCCUCUCCCAGCCAGGACCCAACCUGGUGUUCGGGGAGGAGGUGGCCGCGGUCCAGCUGCAGGUAGACAAGCUGCUGACCCUUGGGGUCAACAAGAUCAUCGCCCUGGGUCACUCGGGCUUCACCAAAGACCAGGAGAUCGCCAGGAAGGUCCGCGGGCUGGACGUGGUGAUCGGGGGACACACAAACACCUUCCUGUACACAGGGCCCCCCCCGUCCACUGAGGUCCCGGCGGGGGACUAUCCCUUCCUGGUGCAGUCCGACCACGGCGGGACGGUCCCGGUGGUGCAGGCCUACGCCUUCGGGAAGUACCUGGGCUACCUGAAGCUGACCUUUGACCCGGAGGGGAAUGUGAAGGAGGCCAAAGGGAACCCCAUCCUACUGGACAGCAACGUUCCUGAAGAUGCGUCUGUGGCGGCCGAGGUGGCGACCUGGAGGCAGAACCUGACCGUGUACUUGACCAAGACGGUGGGGAAGACACUGGUGUUCCUGAACGGGACCUUCGAGGAAUGCCGCUUCCGGGAGUGCAACCUGGGGAACCUCAUCUGUGACGCCAUGAUCCACAACAACAUCAAGUACGCAGACGAGCUCCAGUGGAACCAUGUGGCAGCCUGCAUCCUGAACGGGGGCUCGGUGCGGACCUCCAUCAACGAGAGGAGCGCCGACGGGGACAUCACGGUGGAGGACCUGCUUGCGGUGAUGCCGUUCGGCGGGACCUUUGACCUGGUGCAGCUGAGUGGCGCCACGCUCCUCAGCGCCUUCGAGCACGCCGUGCGGCGGUACGGACAGUCCACCGGGGAGUUCCUGCAGGUGUCCGGGAUCCGGGUGGUGUACGACCUGUCCCGCCCCCCCGGCGAGCGUGUCCGCAGCCUGCGGGUGCUCUGCACCGAGUGCCGGGUGCCCUGCUACGAGCCGGUGGACAAGGGGGCGCUGUACAGGGUGGUGCUGCCCUCCUACCUGGUCGCCGGGGGCGACGGCUUCUCCAUGAUCCGAGACGAGAUCGUCAAGCACGACUCGGGGGACCUGGACAUCGCGGUGCUGGUCAAAUACAUCAAGGAGCGGCAGAAGGUCCACCCCGCCCUGGAGGACCGGAUCUCCUUCUACAAGAGCUCUGGGGGCCGGGCCCCGGGGCCCGCCACGCCGCUGCUGGUCACCCUGCUGGGCCUGGUGUGGGCCCUCUACGGGGGUCUCUAGGGGCCCGCCUGGUCUGGGCCCUCUACGGGGGCCUCUAGGGGCCCGCCUGGUCUGGGCCCUCUACGGGGGUCUCUAGGGGCCCGCCUGGGCUGGGCCCUCUACGGGGGUCUCUAGGGGCCGCAGGUCUGGGCCUUCCACUGGUGACCUGGUUUGCCCACAGUCCCUCUCUUUUGUGUACAAGACGUGAUGACUUUUGGAGGAGCUCUUUGGUUCUUUCAGCCGCCACCACUCCGGGUGGGACCAACAUGCUUUUAAAGGUUUUUAAAGUAUUAUUAAAUUUUAUUUCCUACAGGAGUGCACGACUACACAAAGUUAUUAAGACACAGACAGAGGAGCUAGCAGUUAGCUAGAGGAGCUAGCACUUUGACCUAGUUAAUCUAAAAGAAAAUAUCUAUAUAUUAGAAUCAGAUUAUAAUAAAUGAUUUAAUCUAAUACAUAUGAAGUCAACAGAG
Molecule: messenger RNA, 2303 nt
Organism: Gadus macrocephalus (Pacific cod)
Lineage: Eukaryota; Metazoa; Chordata; Actinopteri; Gadiformes; Gadidae
Product: snake venom 5'-nucleotidase-like
Exons: 10
Coding region: 115-1851 (578 amino acids)
Biological process (GO): AMP catabolic process
Cellular component (GO): plasma membrane
Molecular function (GO): nucleotide binding; metal ion binding; 5'-nucleotidase activity
Source: RefSeq, a predicted model, not a curated record